UUUCCAAAUGCAUCAAAGCAUGUGAAAAGCAGCGCGCUUCCGUGAAGGUCCCUCACUGGGAUCCAGUGUCGCUACAGAGUGAAGAGCAGCACAUGCACACGCGCUUUCUGUGUCUGCUACCUCCGUGUUUGUCACCCACCCGCGCGAGCACGUCUCCCCCUCCUCCCUGAGCAUGUGGGUACGGAUGGAUGGCGCACAGGCCCGUCUGAAAGGACAAUAAAGCACAAAGACGCUGCCAAUCCUCGAAAUCCAGUCACUGAAGUCCACAGAAACUCUCUCUCCCUGCUUUGAAUGGAGCCACCCUAAUAAAAGUUGAAAUGGAGGAAGAAGAUGGUACUUGUUUACUUGAUGUUUUAUGUGACCCUCAAGCCCUCAAUGACUUUCUUCAUGGGACAAAUGAGCUGCCAAGUGGAGACUUACUCAUUAAUUCAUCCUCUGGAGAGCCGUCACUCUUCACAGACACUCCAAGCCCUGCAUCUCUGUUAGCAGAUGAUGCUAGUUCUCAGGACACUCCUGUCUCUGGCUGUGUGGAUCUCUCCUUUCUGGAGGAGGCACUGCUGGCAUCACCGGGAUCCUCUCUGGGAAGUGGAGGUCCAGAGGCGCAAGAAGAUCCCAAUGUCCAACUAGUGGAACAGCAGAAAGAGUCAGAAGAGUUCUGUGACAUUCUCCAGCAGAGUCUCCAGGAGGCUGACAUCACUGAGGACACUCUCGCUUUUGAAGCAGGACUUGCCCAGACAGCAGAAACUCUCCAGCUUGGUUUGUCUGGCACAUCCCUUCCUUUGCCUGCAAUGCAAUAUUUCUCCAAACCACUGACCGCUCCUGGCUUGAUCUCUUUACCGAAGGCCACUCAACCUGCAGUGGAGCCUCCUCAGCCAUCUUUAUUAGCUGUUGGCCCAGGCUGUCCCUCACUCAAGCCUCCAGGAACCCAGUUAAUGAAUCUACUCCCUGGGAAUGUAUUCCCUGCACCUCCACUUGAGGCAUCCUUUUCUAUUAAUUCAGCACAAAGCACCAGCAUGAUUAUCCAAAAGACCAUACCAAGCCUCACAAAUCACCAGGUGUUGGCCUCCACCGUUAGAACAAUUACCCCAUCAGGGGUCAUGUUACAAAAAACUCCUCUACCCAUUCAGCCUAAGUUGCCAGUCAACUUCCAACCCAGAUUUGUUCAGCUCAGUCCCAGGCCAGGAUUUGCCUUCAUCUCAACAAAUACAUCCCAGAGUGUCUUGUUAUCCCCGUCUGUUGGCUCAAAGCAGUCCUUACAAGAACGGUCCACACCAAGUGUCAGCAAACCUGUUAGCUUCAAUCUGGUUGGUCAGAGAGGCCCAAUUGUCAUUCAGCCCCAGGAUCCUUAUCAGGGCCAGAGACAAUUCUUUCUGCCAAGCCAAACACCUACAACUGUGUCCCAAUCUCCCAGCAUACCAAGGUGUAUUCUUAAAACACCAAGCAAUCAGGUGUCAAACAAACUCAAUGUUGACAGUUCUCAUAUAGUGACUGUACGACCAAGGCAAAUCAACUUCAGCCCGAUUUUCACCUCCCCACCUGGACAACUCACCCUCAAACAAGGGUCUCUUCUGACAGGGUCCUUACCAAUUCAGGCAACACCUCCUACAGUCUUCCAGAUGCCAACACAGCUAGCAGGGACCUAUGCACCUCAAGUGCAGGGGCAGCAUGAUACGGUAGUUCAAAACAAUGUUGCAAACCAAAUCACACUGAUUAAUAAUGCCAGUAUGCUUAUUCCUGAUAUGACCACCAUACCAACAGUAAAUGGUCAGUCAGUGAUGCAAAGUCUGCCUUUGGUGCCUCAAAGUGCUCUAAUAGGGGGACCUGAGGGAAAGGUGUGUCGUACCCAGAAUUCCGUGCUUCUCUUGCCUGAGAGAACAACAGAUCAUCAACAGGAGAAUGUCAACAAACCGUUUCAAGAGAGCAGAUUGCUUCUGCCAACUUCAGUGGAAGCACCCCUUACUGAGACUCACUCUCUGCCCUCUCCAGUAUCAACUCUACUACAGUCAUCACCAGAUAUUAGUUGUGACCCUGACACAGUUUUGUCAUUAUCCCCACAAAUGAUCACUCAGACAGGAGAAGAACAAUUUACUGAAGGAGAACAUAAUCUAUUGCAUCACAAUCAGGCUUUAGUACAUCCUCAACAACAGUGUCCAUUAAAACUGUCAGCCAGCCAAGAUUCGUUAGCUGCAACUCUACUUAUGCAAAUGGACAACCACAUCUCUUCUGCUGUAGGUGAAGCUGAGGAUUUGCUCACAUCCUUGACUACAUCUGAGACUUUAUCUUCACUGUGUAAGAGUGAAGAUAUCCUUAUGCCAGCAUACCAUGGUUCAGAACACACUGAUAUUCUAUUGCAAACUCCUAUUGGCCAGACCUCAGACACAGACAACAUGAAGGGCACAGCACCCCCAGUCUCAGAUGAGCAGGAUUCCUCUAUGUUGAUUGGUCUUGAUGCUGAACCCAAGUGUCAGGAGGUGCCAGUAACGAGUAAGAGAACUUCCUCUUCCUCAGAGAAGUUGUUUAUGUAUCCAGAGCAAUUGGGCCGAAGCCAUGUGUUAACUGAACUUAGCAGAACCCCAGAGUCAACAGCCCAUGUGUACAAGCAGCAGUAUUAUGAACAUGACACAGAGCUCACAGUCCUUAGGAACAGUGGGAUAAUCUCUUUGGAUCAGCAUCAGUCACAGGAGAAGGUACAUCUCGGGCCCAGACUGCUUGCCCAGGACAAGGAGACCUACUCGGCACUCCAGAAGAACCAGGUCCAGACUUCUACUGCAAGCGUGGAUCCAAAAGAGGAGAAGCUGAGACUAGCAAAGAGGCAACACAGGUUCAAACAGCAGAUGCUUUUGGACCACAAUGCUGUUCUCAACCCAAACACUUCAGCUCCGUUUGUUUCAGUGGAGGAUGCGUUGAGACAUUUGUUGCCAUACCAUUCUUGUGCUAGAUCUCUGCCCAGCCAGGAUGACUUUCACUCAGUCGACAAGCAGUUUGAGUGUGUUUCAGUUGUUCUGCUGAAACGAAUCAAAGACAUGCUGAACAAGUACAGGAAACAACUUCUGGCUGAAUCCCAGCAGGAGAGCCCAUCAGCAGAGAUGGUGAUGCUAGAGCGUUUGUUUCUCCAAUCAGAGAGAGUCUCUCUGGCAGAGGACAGACGCAGAGCCAGAAGAGAACCAGCAGAGUCCUUCCUCAAAUCCCGGACCAAGAAUUUAUCUCAGCACAACCAAGUCUCAUCAGUCCACACUGGCCUUGCAUCUCCUCCAUCAUGGACCUUGCAAUCGGACAGACCUCCUGGCCUCAAGACAUAUCGCUCCAGCAGCAAAGGAGCAAUACGUCUCACUAUAAAACAUGAGUCAGGAUCCCGCAAAGUUAUCCACAACUCAUGUGACGCCUCGCAUACCAUCUCUGGGAUUAAACGAAACUACAGUGGCCAGUUAACUAAGGGAGGUGCCAUUCACAGGAAAGAUGAAUCUCUUGAGCCUCCUUUGUCGAAUGUUGCAGAGAAUGAAAAUGAUCAAAGGUCAGAUCCGCAGAACAAGCUAAAAUUGUACCUUGACAUGGAAACACUAAGGACAGGUAGCGAUUCGCAGAACCUCUCAGAUUCUGUGUCCAGUCAAGACUAUGUAGCUCCAAGGGUGCAAGGCUUGCUUCCAGAGCAGUGCACUCCAGUGGUUAAAAGGAACAAGGUGGCUACUUCAGAAACAGUGUCUCCCAGUUUGCCUGCAUUGGUGGAAGACGGGGAACUGAGUGAACACCUGCAAAGUGCUUUAGACAGUAUCUUGGAGCUGCAAAGGUUGCAGGGUUCUUAAACCCAAGAUUCAACAGUCUUGUGCACUGGAGCAGGCCAUCAGCUGCAUGCCAGAAGGACAACUUUGAGACAGAAGAGCUACACUCUAAAAAAUGCUGGGUUGUUUCAACCCAACUUUGGGUCAAUUAUGGACUAAGCCAACUGAUGGGUUAAAUUUUGUAAUUACAUUUUUAACCCAAAAGUUGGGUUAGUCCAUAUUUGACCCAAAGUUGGGUUGAAACAACCUAGCAUUUUUAAGAGUGUACGUGGAAGGAAAAGCUUGGUUUGGUUUUCACAUCCUGCAAUCCAUAUCCAGCAGAGACUAAUAUUUAUUUAUUUUUUCCCGAGGAAGAAUGUCUUAUUAAUCAUUAUUAUUAUUGUGUAAAUAGAGUAAAUAGAAUCUGGGACAUUUCUUGAAUCUCCUGAACCUUUUUGUCUGAACAUUAUUCUAAUUGAUAGUCUUCUAUCAGUUUAAGAAUAAUUCAAAAACACAAGUGCAGUUUGGCAAUAUGUUAAUGCCAUUUUGAUGUGAAUGUGUCUAUAACAAGGUUAUUGCUCUUUUGUUGGGGACUUUGGUUCACUUGACAUCAUUUGGUUGGUUUUAAUAGCUCUUUACCAAACUCUGGGGCUCCUGAGGAAGCAAACCAGAGUACAUUUGGUACAGUUCAUGUGGACGUAAACUGGCCUAACAGCCUUAACCUGUGAAAACUGCCUUAUACAGCAAUCGUGAAAAUGUACCAAGGCAAAUUGCUUGGGAACUCAAGUUCAGAAAACACCAGCCAACUGACAUCAAGCAGACUUGUAUCUCUUGUUUGAAAGCAGCCCAUGUGUUGUAUACGCAGACAGUUCAGAGAAUGAUGUUGGUUCCCGCUUGUUUAGCCCGAAAGAAAAUACACCCAAUUUCAUUCUAAAAUCACCAGCAAAACCAAUUUAAGCACCAGUGUAAUUUUAUAAACGUGUUAACUUAACAGACUGAAAAUUUAAAUGAAACAAUCUCAUUUGAUCAACUGGCAGAUGUAAAGUAUGCCUUAUUCUGCCUCUGCAAUGAACUGUACUAUUCCAGUUGUGCUUUAAGAAAGGAUACAAAAAUGCAAAAGCAAUAAGCAGCAGAUGGUGGCUGUCACUCCUGAUGUUCAACACACUUAAUAUUGUUAAAAACAUUCCAGAGUGUUCACCAAAACCUAAAACAGUAACUAUUGACAUCCAGUCUAUAGUUAGAAAUAGGAUUAUAGGCUAUAGGAUUAUUUAUUUUAAUGUUUUUUUCUUGACAAUCUACUACUAUGUCAUGCUAAUGUUAUGCCAGCGAUGAUUACUUCCUAAUUAUAUAAUAGAGUAGUAAGGGAAGGCAUUUUAUAGUUGUUUCUUUGUCCUGUUAGUCACUCGAUUUACAUUACAAAUAUUGUGCUCAAGUUGUAUGUUCAAGUAAACUUUUUAUGUAUUGCUUCCCUGACAAAUGCUAUGCACUCUUAAAGAAUACUUAGCCGCCAAACUAAAUACUGUGACUGGCCCUAAAUGUGACAAGAUGUUUGUAACAAACCAUUUUGUUUGAUUUAAACUUAUGUACUAUACUGUGAAAUGUAGCAUAUUCGACACUGAUCCAAAACGGACAUUUGACAAACAGAUUGUUCGGGGUCCGAGGCCUUAAAUCUGCUGUACAAGAUUGUCAGAAUCGCUAAAGUCACUACUGACGUGAAUCCCCACUUAAACCCAAUACGACAAGUGACAAAAACACCAAGCUUUUUUCUUUUCUUACAUUUCUAUAGACUAUUUAUUGAAACAGGAUUUUUUUUUUAAAAGUAAUAAACAGUAAAACUGAAUGUUGGACUGUUUUAUGAACUGCUAUUUUUCAGGAUGUGAAACUGCAGUAUAAAGAAAAAAAAAA
Molecule: messenger RNA, 5660 nt
Organism: Carassius auratus (goldfish)
Lineage: Eukaryota; Metazoa; Chordata; Actinopteri; Cypriniformes; Cyprinidae
Product: BRD4-interacting chromatin-remodeling complex-associated protein-like
Exons: 14
Coding region: 318-3800 (1160 amino acids)
Biological process (GO): positive regulation of DNA-templated transcription
Cellular component (GO): SWI/SNF complex
Source: RefSeq, a predicted model, not a curated record